This is a messenger RNA of Aspergillus brunneoviolaceus CBS 621.78, 774 nucleotides long. Its product is annotated as alpha-galactosidase A precursor. The record is from RefSeq and is a predicted model, not a curated record. The transcript has 2 exons. The coding region runs from base 1 to 774 and encodes 257 amino acids. Lineage: Eukaryota; Fungi; Ascomycota; Eurotiomycetes; Eurotiales; Aspergillaceae.
AUGAGUAACUUCCCGGAGAUCAAGUUACUCAACAACAGUUGCGACAAGAAAACGGAAAGCUACUUCCGUCUUCUGGUUGACGGCAAGCAAGUCAAAUAUCUGACUGUCGAACCGGACACCUAUGAGAAUGACGAAAUGUGCUUUCCACCACUUCUAUACACUAUCCUCCCCAGGUUCCCCACUGGGAAUUGGAACGAUGGUGUUGUGGCCAAAGAUGAAGACGGUCGCCCCUACUUUACACGUAUCAACCUGACCGACUUUCCCGGCGUGGAGAACACCUGGCAAACCUACUGGACGCUGAGUUGGUUUGACGACAUUGUGGUCGCCAAACUCCAGCCCUGGUACUGGUAUAUGGAUUCCAUGGAGAACGAAACUACAGUCUAUCAGUGGUUGGACGGCCUCGGGAUUGGGCCUCGUUUCCUUGGCCAUCUGACUGAACAUGAUCGUGUUAUCGGUUUCUUCAUGGAGCGAAUUCCUGAUGCGCGGCACGCUACAUCUGAGGAUAUUGGCCUCUGCAGGCAGGCGUUGUCUCAACUACAUGCCUUGGGGCUUCGGCACGGCGAUACAAACCGACACAACUUCCUUAUCAGCAAUGGAAAGGCUAUCCUGAUUGAUUUCGAGUCUACCCACAAGUGUGACAAUGAAGACCUGCUUCGGCUGGAGAUGGAGGGUUUGUCUCUUUGUCUUGCAGAUACUUCGGGCCUAGGAGGUACUAUUACCCUUGAAGACUUUCCCGGGACGGACGAGGAGAUGAUGGAUCCAGACUGUUUCUAG